This is a messenger RNA of Poecile atricapillus (Black-capped chickadee), 1505 nucleotides long. RefSeq names its product kallikrein-14-like. Gene Ontology annotation, biological process: proteolysis. Lineage: Eukaryota; Metazoa; Chordata; Aves; Passeriformes; Paridae. Gene Ontology annotation, molecular function: serine-type endopeptidase activity. The transcript is spliced from 10 exons. The record is from RefSeq and is a predicted model, not a curated record. The coding region runs from base 164 to 1174 and encodes 336 amino acids.
CCCAGGGGGCGGGGCCAGACGAGGCCACGCCCCCCGAGACAAAAUAAAGACCAAUCACAGCUGAGCGUGGAUUCGGAGCGUCUGAUUGGCUAGGGAAGGGGGGCUGUGGAGCUGCUGCUGCUGCUGCUGCUGCUCUCAGGUGCCACCGUGCCCGACUCUCUGCAUGUCCCCCGGGCCAGCGGCCUCGCGGGGACGCCGCGGGUGUCACCUGCGUCCCCAAGAGGUGACACACCUGGUGGCACUGUCCCCAUGGAGGUGCCACCACCCUUGUCCCCAUGGAGGUGCCACCACCGCUGUCCCCGUGUCCCCUCAGGUGCCACCGUGCCCGACUCUCCGCCGUGUCCCCCCGGGCCAGCGGCCUCGCGGGGACGCCGCGGGUGUCACCUGCGUCCCCGAGGGUGACGAGGACAGGAUCAUCGGGGGGUACCCCUGUGUCCCCAUGUCCCAACCCUGGCAGGUGCUGCUCUACGGCUCCCUGCGCUGCGGCGGCGUCCUGGUGCGGCCACAGUGGGUGCUGACCGCUGCCCACUGCAACCAGAGGGGUAUCCGCGUCCGUCUGGGCGAGGAUGACCUCCGUCGUCGCGAGGGGACGGAGCAGGAGCGGCGAGUGACGCUGGCCCUGUCCCACCCCCGCUUCAACCCGGCCACGCUGGACGCUGACCUGGCCCUGCUGAAACUGGACCGGCCGGCACAGAUCGGCCGCAGCGUCCGGCCACUGGCCCUGCCCCGAGCCUGCGGCCGGCCCGGAGAGUCCUGCCUGCUGUCCGGCUUGGGGGACGGUCACCACGCCGCAGGUGUCCGGCCACUGGCCCUGCCCCGAGGCUGCGGCCGGCCCGGAGAGUCCUGCCUGCUGUCCGGCUGGGGGACGGUCACCACGCCACAGGUGACGCUCCCGAGCCGCCUGAUCUGCGCCUACGUGCAGCUGCUGUCGGACGCGGCGUGUCGCCGGGCGUACCCGCGGCGCAUCACGCCCAGCAUGUUCUGCGCCGGCGUCAGCAACCAGCGCAUCGACUCGUGCCAGGGUGACUCCGGGGGUCCCCUGUCCUGCAAUGGGACCCUGCAGGGCAUCGUGUCCUGGGGGCUCCAGACCUGCGCCCUGCCCGGCCACCCCGGCGUCUACACCAGGGUCUGCAGCUUCACCUCCUGGAUCCUGGACACCAUGGACCGCAACUAGGGGACACCUCGGGGACAUGGGGACACCUCGGGGACACCUCGGGGACAUCAGGAACACCUUGGGGACAUCAUGGAGACACCACAAAAACAUCACAGGGACACCUCGGGGACAUGGGGACAGCAGGAACAUCAGAGGAACAUCAGAGGAACAUCAGAGGAACAUCAGAGGAACAUCUCAGGAACAUCACAGGAACAUGGGGACACCUCGAGGACACCUUGGGGACAUCGGGGACACCUUGGGGACAUCGUGGAGACACCACAAAAACAUCACAGGGACACCUCGGGGACGUGGGGACAUCAGGAACAUCAGAGGAACAUCAGAGGAACAUCAG